Molecule: messenger RNA, 1203 nt
Organism: Papaver somniferum (opium poppy)
Lineage: Eukaryota; Viridiplantae; Streptophyta; Magnoliopsida; Ranunculales; Papaveraceae
Product: F-box protein CPR1-like
Exons: 1
Coding region: 1-1203 (400 amino acids)
Molecular function (GO): protein binding
Source: RefSeq, a predicted model, not a curated record
AUGUCAAGCAACAAGCUUCCGGAAGAGAUUUACCACGAAAUCUUGAUUAGAUUACCAGUCAAAUCCGUAUUAAAAAGUAAGUCUGUUUGUAAAUCUUGGUAUUCCCAAAUUUCGAAUCCUAAUUUUGUUAAAUCACACCUCAAUCAAACUAAGAACAACUCUAGUAGCAAUAGUAGGCUGUUGCUUGGAAUUGGUGAUGAUCUGCACUCUAUUGGUUAUGAUUCCUUAGUUCCAUCCAUGGAUUUUGAAGAUUCUGCAGUUAGAAUGCGGUAUCCAUUUAAAUUACAAAUUCAGUGUGUUAGAUUAUUUGGUUCUUGUGAUGGUCUGGUUUUUCUUUGGCUUUAUGGUUGCUCUGUUUAUUCUGAUGAUGGCGAGGAUAUCUUGUGUGCUUGGAACCCAGCAACCAGGGAAUACAAGAACAUACCUCAAUCACCAUCUAUACAUUUCAACGAUAUCUGCAUAAAUGGUCUUGUAUAUGAUGGUAAGAAUGAUGAUUACAAAUUUGUAAUUGGGGCAGAUGGUUUAAGUGAGUUGACUACUUUUGUGGAAAUCUUUUCGUUAAGAUCAAAUUCAUGGGAAAGGAUUCUAACACCUUACUGGUCUACUUAUGGUGAUUGGAAAACUGGGGUACUUGUUAAUGGGGAUCUUCAUUGGCUAGCCAAAGGGGAAUGUGGCGUUUGCAUAGUCUAUUUGGAUAUCAGCUGCGGCAUGCCAUGGUUCAAAGAAAUUCAACUACCAACAGUGCCUAAUUUGGAGUUUCUUAUUGUGGGAGUGUUGGAAGAGGGGUGCCUUUGUGUAGUUUCUGAUAAUGGUGAUUCGGUUGGUCUUGGUCGUGUUCAGGUGUGGGAAAUGAAAGUUUAUGGGGUUCGUGAAUCUUGGACUAAACGUUAUGUUAUCACCAAUGAGAGAAUUACUAAGUCAGUUAUGGUUACAGAACCUGGUUGGAAGAUUAUAUGGUCUUUUAAGAAUGGAAAGAUUGUAUUCAUGGAUUCUCAUAAACUAGUGUUAUAUGAUCCAAAGCAUAGAACUGCCGUUGAACGGAAUUUAGAUAGGUUGGCAUAUUUUACGUCAGAAGCUAACUAUGUUGAAAGCUUAUUUUCACUCAAUUCUGAUACAUACGUGGGGACAGAACUAUUAGAGGAAUCAACUGAAGACGAGGAAUCAACCGAAGAGGAUGAGGAAUCAACUGAAGACGAAGGCUAA